AUGCAGAGCAACAUUCUUUCGGUUCCCUUCCGCAAGGGAGCGCAGCUGUCGUUAUCGAUUGCGGUACGGCAGUACAUCUCGACCAAAUAUGACCAACACCCGGACAUGUUUCGGCAGGACCUGGACGUCAUCGAUACCCUCCGCCGCGACGCCGUCAACAUCCGCGAAGGCCACCCUAGCGGCGUCAAGAAGCUCCAGGCAUAUGCCGCGCAACUGGUGUGGAUGUGCGGCAAGUUUCCCGUGGACAUCGGCGCCGAUUUUACGUGGUAUCCCUCGCUGGGGUACAACACUGAACGACCCAUCGUGCACAACAACCUACACUUCGAGCUGGCCAACGUCCUGUAUAACCUUGCGGCGCUGUACUCGCACCUCGCCAUGACGAGCAACAGGUCGGAUACCGAGGGGCUCAAGACGGCCGCUAGUUUCUACAGCCAGUCGGCCGGCGUGCUCAAGCACAUGAAGGACGAGAUAUUGCCCGACUUGCACACCAUGCCGCCCGAGGACAUGGACGAGAACACGCUGGAAUCCCUCAUGCAGCUACAACUGGCCCAAAGUCAAGAAUGCUUCUGGCAAAAGGCCGUUAUGGACGGCUACAAGGAUGCAUCCAUUGCCAAGCUGGCCGCACGGGUUAGCGAUCUGUACAACAUAGCUGGCGAGGCAGCCAUGCAGUCCGAGGCGAUCAGCAGCAGCUGGAUUCACCACAUGAGCGCUAAGCACCAUCAUUUCGCCGCGGCAGCGCAGUACCGGGCUGCUUGCGACUGUCUGGAGAAGAGAAAGUAUGGCGAGGAAGUAGCGCGGCUGCGGGACGCUGUUGCGUGUGUAGCCGAAGGGCUUAAGGAAAGCAGAGGCGGGUAUCUGAACAAGGUGGUAGUUGAUGACUUGAAUGGGCUGAAGAAGCGUGUCGAGGAGGAUCUGAAGAGAGCGGAGAAGGACAACGACGUCAUAUAUCUAAAUGUGGUGCCGUCUAAAUCAGAACUCAAGACGCUCGACCGUGCAAACAUGGCAAUAGCCCGCGUACCUCCUGCUGUUGCAGCACCGCUCGAUUUUCUAGGCGACAAGGGCGAGUUUGGCCCUGCGCUUUUCACUAAGCUGGUACCUUACUCGGUUCACAUCGCCGUCUCCAUCUACGAAGAGCGCCGCGAUCGCUUGGUGAAUCAGAACAUUAUUUCCGAGCUCGAAGUUUUGAAUGAGAGGAUUCAUGAGAUCCUCUCUUCUCUAAAUCUACCUGGCUCCAUUCAAGCUUUCGAAAAGCCCCUGGGGCUGCCGGGGACGCUGGUCCAGCAUGCAGAAGAGAUCAGGCAAGCGGAUGCCAUCAGCCGACUACAGAGGAGCUUUGCAGACAUAGAUAAGCUUCGAGCGGCGGACAUCGCUGUCUUUGAAGAGGGGAAGGAGCUCUUGCAAGCAGAAGAAGAGGAGGAUAUGCGCCUCCGGCGUCGACAUGGCACGGAGCGCUGGAGCCGCCCCGAAAGCCGAACGGAGCCUUCGCAAGGCGCCAAGCUGUGGAGUCAAGUUGGUGAGGCCGAGGGCUGGUUCGGCAAUAGCGCCAGCAGUGAUCAAGUGGUACGCGACAAAUUCCGCGGCACCGAACCCGUACUCGCCGUGCUUGCCGGUCCAGACAGGGGCAUGAUGGACUUUGUCCCCUUAUCCCGGCGCACCGAAAUCCCCGAAACCCUCCGACCAGCUAUUGGUCGGUUGCGGGGAGCGUAUAACGACAUCACCCGGCUGGAAAGUCGACGUCGGCGCAAAGCCGAGGCUCUGCGGGAGAAAGCCAAAAGCGACGACAUAAAAUCAGAUAUCCUGACCGAAGCAGCGCGGCUCGAGCGGACCCAAGCCGUCGCGACCGCAAUCGUCCCGGCGCACUUCGAGGAUUUCUUUGAGAAGCGACUUAACGCCCUGUUCGCGCCGGACCUAGAGCUCGUUCGAAAAGAGGGGAUAGAGCAAGAGAAAGUGAUUGACGACCUCGUGCGCGUGAACCGCGAGUUCGAGAGCCAGAAGAAGGUCGUCGGCGACAAGGGCAACCGAGAGCGGGAGCAGGCGUUGCAGAAACUGGAGAAUGCAUACUACAAAUACAAGGAACUCGUGUCCAACGUGGAAGUCGGGCGUAAGUUUUACAACGACCUCAGCCGGAUCGUGGGUGGUUUCCGAGAUGGGGCGCGGAGCUAUGUCACGGAACGCAGGAGGGAGGCGAGGAUGCUGGAGGAUGAAUUGAACAUGCCUUCGCUCCACGGGCUGAGCCUGGGCCAGCCCGAUCAGAUGGGAGGUAGACAGGCGGUUCUGCAGAGUCCAGGGGGUGCAGAGUGGCAUGGCGGCGGUGGCGGUGGAGGGGGUACUGCCACGGGACAACAGAGCUAUACGCCGCAGGGCCAGCAAGGUUACUUCGCCCAGCAGCAGCAGCAGCAGCAACAGCAAGCCCCAAGACAACAGGUGCACAGUCCGGCUGAGGCGCACAUCCAGUCGUGGGUGCCGGCCGGUGAGACGGUGGCGCCGCAGCCGCAACAACCGAGGGCGAACCCGAUGCAGGCGAUGUGGAAUCCUGAGAUCGGUAUCAAAUUUGCGGGCGGUUCAGGGGGUAGAGGCACGCCGGCGGCGAAUCAGGGGCCGAGCAAGCCUGCGCCGGGGACGUGGGAUCCUAAUUCGGGGAUUCGCUUUGGUUAA
Messenger RNA from Pseudomassariella vexata, 2655 nucleotides. RefSeq names its product BRO1-like domain-containing protein. The record is from RefSeq and is a predicted model, not a curated record. Bases 1 to 2655 code for a protein of 884 amino acids. The transcript has 2 exons. Gene Ontology annotation, molecular function: protein binding. Gene Ontology annotation, cellular component: endosome. Lineage: Eukaryota; Fungi; Ascomycota; Sordariomycetes; Amphisphaeriales; Pseudomassariaceae.